Messenger RNA from Paralichthys olivaceus (Japanese flounder), 2532 nucleotides. RefSeq names its product BCL10 immune signaling adaptor (gene bcl10). Gene Ontology annotation, biological process: canonical NF-kappaB signal transduction; adaptive immune response; positive regulation of extrinsic apoptotic signaling pathway. Gene Ontology annotation, cellular component: cytosol; CBM complex. The record is from RefSeq and is a predicted model, not a curated record. Gene Ontology annotation, molecular function: kinase activator activity; NF-kappaB binding; protein kinase B binding. Lineage: Eukaryota; Metazoa; Chordata; Actinopteri; Pleuronectiformes; Paralichthyidae.
GGAGCACGAGUCCGGACGAUGAAAGUUGUGUAUCAGUGUCCCGUUGCGUUAAACGUUAAUUUUAACAUUUUAAAACAGAAAUAAAGAGAAACUGUUUCUGCUUCUUGUCUCGCGCUGACCUAAAAAAAAAUCUUCCGGACAAUCAGGAAGUCCGGGAACUGUUUUUAUUUCCUGUGGCUUCUAGAGACAGAGAAUUUGAAUGGAGAGUGGGCUCGAACUCUUUAAACGACUUAUAAUCAUGAACCGAACCGAUUGACGCUCGCUAUUCAUUCAUCGAUGUAUUGUAGCUCGUUAUUUGCGGCUGAUUAACGCGUUCACGUCGACACUCGUUACCCGGAACACCUGGAUUUAAAGUUUGCGUGAGAGAGGAAUGGAUGUUCCUCUGAUCACUGAAGAUGAGAUGGCAGAGAUCAAAAAAGACGUACUGACCAGACUGCGGCACUACCUCUGUGACAAGAUCAGGGCCGAGCGUCACGUCGACUUCCUGCGCUCUCGCAGGAUCCUGACACGGGACGAUGCAGAGGAAAUCAGCUGCAGGACCACGCAGACCAAGAGGACGGCCAUGUUGUUGGACAUCCUUGCCGAAAAUCCCCGGGGCCUGGAUGUCUUGAUUGAUUCCAUUCGGGAGAUGCGCUCACAAAACUUUAUCAUCACCAGGAUCACAGACGAGGUGCAAAAGGCCAAAAAUGAGAAGAUCGAGUUUCUCAAGGCAGGGGCUUCCAGUUCCUCUUCUGACAGCAAGCUUUGCUCUCCAAGCUCGACCAGUGACAUCCCCGCAACAUUUUCAAACAACUCCACCCUGCUUUUCCACCCAGACGGAGAACGAAGCCCUUCCUCCUCAGACAUAGUCGGCCCACUCAACCUGCCGUUGUUACAGACAGGUGGGGACCUGUCCUCCGUGGCUGUUGCUAGCAUUGCUGUAGCUUCCUCCACUACCUCCUCCAGCCUCCCGAGGCCGGGAGACCCUGGAGCUCCUCCGCUGCCCGAUGAUGUGAUUGUUGAGUCCCCCUCCAACAUAGAUGUCGGAGCGUCGGGGUGCAGCAGCAGUGGCGGGGACCCAAACUUCCAGCCCCUGCGGUCGCGCUCGCUGACCCCAACGUCACACCCUAACAUGUUUUAACCUCACACCUCAAUUAGACAGUUCACAUGGGACAAACUGGCACAGACCGCAAUUACUCAACUCAACUCAGACACGUCCUUUUGGUGUCACUCUUGCAUGUGAUUAGGGAAUUUGUGAGAAAUGGCUGCACAUGGAAUAUUGAACAUGUUAGCCCUAUAGUGAUCAGCUUAUUGCAUAGAAAUGUUGUCUCUGGGGACGGGGUCGUGUUAAUACUGUAGCCAAUUUGUUUCUGUAGUAUUGGGAUGAGGCCAAAAUAAUACCUUAGUUUUGAGAAUAUCCAUAUAAAGUGCAUAUCUUUCUAAUUCACUCUUUUUAGUUAAAUGUGCAAGAACUGUUCCUAAGUAAAAACAGUUUAAAGUGGAAGAAAAUAUUUAUGUAUCGACAAUAAGUGUGCAUACAUUUAAUGCAAUCUUUCAGUAAUUCUUGGUUUUCUAUACUCAAUGAAGUUAUUCGAUACCACAUAAAAAAAAUACAAUCUCUGUUAAUUUGACUUUUGAUUGUAUCUAAAGGUACAGAAGCAGAUCUACAUUUAGAAUUAGGAGGGAGUCAGUAAAAGUACGAAUACCACACUGUAAAAAUACAAGGUAAAAGUAAGUGCAACACUGCAGGGAAAUGCACAUAAAUUAUUAAAUAUAAAAGUCCUCAAUUAUGCUGAAAAAUGCCCCCUGGCAGUUAUACCAUGAAAUCAUUUGAUUAUUUUUACACUAGUUUUACAUUAUGGAUUAUUCAGCUGAUUAUUGUGAACGCUGAUUAACAGAGUUCAAUGUGAUGCCAUCACGAUGCUUGAUUUGUUAAACCAAUAGUACAAACCAUUAUCAUCCAGUUUCUCUUGUGUGCAUCAUACCUUCCUAUUAAUGAAUUAACUAAACACUUACAGAAAGAAUUCCAUCAAAAUUUGUGCUUAACAUAGCAGGAUUUUCUUUUUAUCGUGGUAUUGAAAGUGGUAUGAUAUUUUUAUACUGGCUUUAUGUCAAAAAGUCUCAAAAAACAAAAAAAACUAAUCAAUUUCACCGAACAAUGAAGAGCCAUAAAGGUCUGAAUUUAUUAUAUUAUUAUGAAUGUAACUCUUUCAUUUCUCCCAACAAAGGUGUGAUUUCCUGAUAAACUGUAUAUUGUGAGGACACGGCUGCUAGUUUAUGUGAAAUGAGAGAAAAUAUGUCACAUACACUGGAUUGACUACUUGAGAAUAAACUAUAUGUCUUUCUUAUAAGAUCUUACGAAACGCUGUCUUUCACCAGAGCCGUGCAGCUUCAAGUGUUUUAUACUUGUUUCUAUGCAGCAUUAAGUCAAGAAAAAGUCAUUUAGAUGUUUUAUCACUACAGAAAAUAUGGUGAAAUACACACAAUGUACUGCUUUUUACUGUGUUAAACGUCUUGUACAAUGUAUCUCAUACUAAAGGUUUUCUGUAUGAA